CACACAAAGACAAAGAUUUCUACAACCCACUUGUGCUGUUCCAACUUCCAAGGUUCAAGGCUUCAUGUCACGAGAUUUUCCAGUAGUGGUAGUUGAUAGAUAAAAUUAUCUUCACCUUGAACUGAAUUCCCUCAGUCAUUGUUAAUAUCUGUUUCUGUUUAUGUGGGGUGGGGGCACCAAAAUCAAUUCCAAAAAGUUGCUGAACACUAGGCUAGAAGCAACAACAUCGGGCACGAUUAAAUUUUUCCACGUGUAAAUCAUGUAUUGGUAACGUACGUAGAUUGAUUGGUGGGGCCUUUUUCUUGCACUACAAAAUAGCAAAACAAAAUUGCCACCGGUGGCAUUUGUUUUGGCCUAUACUCAAAAGCUGAGGUCGGAGUUCUCUGUUUCUUUUCCAUCUCACAAGAAAUGGGAAGGUGAAAAAAAGGUUCCUAUCAUUAACUUGACACAUAAAGAUAUCACAUUUCGGGUUUGCCAAACUAUAGAUAGAAACGCCAAAGGAGGGCGUUUUAGCUCAAUAGCUUAUUACACUAGUGGUAUUUGAUUCAUUGUGUAAGCAAAAAAAGCAACAGAGACUAGCUAUCUGAUAUAAAGUUUUUAGGAAUGAGAGCAGAAGAAAAUGGAUUUCUGGCCAGAAUAUCUUGCAAGCGGUUCGGGAAGAGAGUUUGUAGCAGGUGGCUUUGGAGGCAUUGCUGGUAUAAUUUCAGGUUAUCCACUUGAUACUCUUCGAAUCAGAUUACAAAACUCGAAAAAUGGCUCUGCAUUCACAAUCCUUAGACAAAUGGUGUCUAGGGAAGGACCAACUUCUUUGUACCGUGGCAUGGGCGCACCAUUAGCCUCCGUUACUUUUCAGAAUGCAAUGGUUUUCCAAACGUACGCAGUUCUGUCAAGGGUAUUUGACUCAUCUGUUUUUGCUAAAGACCCUCCUUCCUACAAGGGUGUUGCUUUAGGAGGAACGGGUGCCGGGGUUCUCCAAAGUCUAUUAAUAUCCCCUGUGGAGUUGACCAAAGUUCAACUUCAGCUGCAAAACGGAGGCAAGAUGACAGAAUCUGUAAAAGGUUCUUUGACACUCGCCAAAAAUAUAUGGAGAAAAGAAGGCCUCAGAGGAAUCUAUCGCGGACUUGGUCUCACAGUGAUGAGGGAUGGACCUUCUCAUGGUUUAUACUUCUGGACAUACGAAUACAUGAGGGAACAGCUUCACCCAGGUUGCAGAAAAAGUGGUGAAGAGAGUUUGGAUACCAUGUUGAUAGCAGGAGGAUUAGCAGGGGUGACGAGUUGGAUUAGUUGCUACCCUUUUGAUGUUGUAAAGACAAGACUACAGGCUCAAACACCCUCUUCUAUAAAGUACAAAGGCAUUAUAGAUUGUUUCAAAAAGAGUGUUAACGCAGAAGGAUACGGUGUGCUAUGGCGGGGUUUAGGAACUACAGUUGCCAGAGCGUUCCUCGUAAAUGCUGCCGUAUUUUCUGCUUAUGAGAUUUCACUAAGAUUAUUGUUUAACAAUGGGAGUAUUCAAAUGCAGGAAACACUAUAGGAGAAAAUUAAACACCAUUCCAAUAGCAGCUGGUGUGCUGAAAACAAUCAAAAUUCCGCUUUGAUAUUCAAUAACCAUUACAAGAUGUAAUUGCCGUAUAUUCUAUACGUAAUUAAUAUUCAUUAGAUGAUGUAAUUAUCAA
This is a messenger RNA of Glycine soja, 1673 nucleotides long. RefSeq names its product mitochondrial arginine transporter BAC2-like. Lineage: Eukaryota; Viridiplantae; Streptophyta; Magnoliopsida; Fabales; Fabaceae. The record is from RefSeq and is a predicted model, not a curated record. Gene Ontology annotation, molecular function: transmembrane transporter activity. The transcript is spliced from 2 exons. The coding region runs from base 620 to 1531 and encodes 303 amino acids. Gene Ontology annotation, biological process: transmembrane transport.